Molecule: messenger RNA, 702 nt
Organism: Hordeum vulgare subsp. vulgare (domesticated barley)
Lineage: Eukaryota; Viridiplantae; Streptophyta; Magnoliopsida; Poales; Poaceae
Product: putative hydrolase C777.06c
Exons: 8
Coding region: 1-702 (233 amino acids)
Source: RefSeq, a predicted model, not a curated record
AUGGUGGAGCUCAACACCUCCCUUUUGGUGGACUAUUGCCAAGAUGGAACACACAAGUACAUCCUAAUCGACAUCGGCAAGACCUUCAGAGAGCAAGUUCUCUGGUGGUUUGUCCACCACAAAGUUCCUUACGUUGACUCAAUCAUUCUGACUCAUGAGCAUGCAGAUGACGUAUUAGGCCUUGACGAAGUCUGGGUGGUACAACCAAGAAAUGGCAGGAACGAUGUCGAGCAAAUUCCUAUCUUCCUCACGCAAUUCACGAUGGACAGUAUCGCCAGAAGAUUCCCCUACUUGGUGGAGCAGAAGCCAGAGGAUGGCAAUGAAGAUGCCCAAGCCGCGAAAAUUGACUCGAAGAUAAUUGAGGAGGAUGUGGACAAACCAUUUGUAGCGUCAGGGCUAGAGUUUGUUAUGUUGCCGGUAAUGCACGGAGGAGGGUAUAUUUGUUUAGGCUUCUUAUUUGGGAGGAGAGCCAGAGUUGCGUAUUUAUCUGAUGUCUCAAGAUUUUUACCUAAAACUGAGCAUGCCGCAUCGGAGCACGAGAAGGUGAGUGGUGGCGCCCUUGUCGACGGACUGGAGGAGAUCCUCACCGACGGUCACCGGCGUCGAGGUGGGAAGGUGAGGCCGCCGCCGCCGGUGGCCCCUCGCUCAGAGGGGCCCGUCCGAGAAGAUGCACGAGGCGACGGGAGGGCGGCCGCGGCAUGA